AUGCGUUAUUAUCAAUAUUUUAAGUGGCAUGGAACUUUUGUUACUCAAUUCGAAUUCAAUAAUAGAAAUGUUCAAGGUAAUGGUACAGACGAUGUCAGUUCAUUUGGUGUUACAGAAAACUAUUCAACGAAUGACAAUCGUAUGAUUUUAACGAAACAAUAUAAACGUGCAAAUGACGAUCCUUAUGAAAAUCUCGAAAAUCAAGUUAAAAUUGAUUUGAAACAGAAUGAUCAAACACAACAGUUUGAUAGCCAAUAG
Rotaria sp. Silwood1 is the source of this 258-nucleotide messenger RNA. The record is from the annotation of a GenBank genome assembly. NCBI's taxonomy places the organism in Eukaryota, Metazoa, Rotifera, Eurotatoria, Philodinida, Philodinidae.